GCGGCAUCAGUUGAGUCCAGAUUUUUCCGUUCCGUACAAGUGUAGUGUUCGUAUAACAUCCAGUCACAAUGUCUUCUCUAAGGCGAGAUCGAUUCAGCAAGCUCAUCGGAUUCGCCCUGCUUUGUAUGGUGCUGACAUCAUCGCUCUCGCAAGCACAAGUAACUUUCUCGCGCGACUGGAACGCCGGCAAACGGUCACUAGCGGAAACGGCCCAACCAACGAGCGAAUGUGCUACCAUAUGGCGUACGGUUACGAACCUUUGUGCUGCCGUAACGAAAAAUAUUCAACACCUGACGAUGUGCGAGGCCAGGGCGUUGAUGAAGAAUCUGCAGAACGAAGACGGUUCUAUGGAAAACAAUGGCGGUGGAGGACUUCCGUUAUUUGGGAAUGGGCAUCUUUAAAUGGGGGAUGGCAAGGCGAGCACGGAAAUCUGAAAAGGACAUUACAGUUCAUCGGAAAAACGAAAUGAUAAUACAAUAUAUGAAGCACUGAAUAAUUUUGAA
This is a messenger RNA of Aedes albopictus (Asian tiger mosquito), 503 nucleotides long. Its product is annotated as adipokinetic hormone/corazonin-related peptide. Gene Ontology annotation, molecular function: hormone activity. NCBI's taxonomy places the organism in Eukaryota, Metazoa, Arthropoda, Insecta, Diptera, Culicidae. The coding region runs from base 69 to 401 and encodes 110 amino acids. The record is from RefSeq and is a predicted model, not a curated record. The transcript is spliced from 3 exons. Gene Ontology annotation, cellular component: extracellular region.